AUGCCGCACAACAUUAUCUCCAACUUGUGGGUCAAGAACAAUCUCCGCAUCCCCUUCUGGCACAUCUGGCUCAAGUUAGUUGUAGAGGUGAAUCUAGAGGCCUACAAAGCAAGCAUGGCCUUAGACGCCUGGCUAGGCUCAGAAGGCAUCUCUGGCGGAUCUAUCAGCAAGAAGGCAACGCUGUCGAUCGAGGCAAACACGCUAACAUCAGCAACGCAAGUAGAGGAGAUUAAAGACAGCGAGCUGGAAGACGGCGAAGAUGGUGACGACCACAGCGUCGAGCCUGCGCCCUCCCGAAGGACUACAAACAGCCCUGCGGUCGCCCGUGCCAUGCGCCAGCUUACCUUAAUUAAGCUCUGUAAGCCUUUUACAGGCACGUAG
Molecule: messenger RNA, 381 nt
Organism: Ascochyta rabiei
Lineage: Eukaryota; Fungi; Ascomycota; Dothideomycetes; Pleosporales; Didymellaceae
Exons: 1
Coding region: 1-381 (126 amino acids)
Source: RefSeq, a predicted model, not a curated record